AUGCAUUUUGCUAUAGAUGUGAUCAAGUUUAUCUUAGCAGUGAAGAAUGUGUUGAUCCACGACGUCCGGCCACUGAACGUGUCGUGUUCCGCUGUCCAAUGUGGACAGUGGUGUGCAAUGGACACUAGCUGUGUGGCCUUCCUCUACGACCACGCCCGCCAUACCUGUUACCCACACCCGGAAGUAUAUACGUCCUUAAUGAAGGAUCAGUAUAUAAAGAAAGGAGGGUUAAAGUUAUACCUUGACUCAAAAGCCCAAGUCUGCAGAGUCCAGAGUCGCCACUACUCUCGACAGACAGGCAAAUGCUACGAUGUCCACGGAGAUGAGGAGGACAUUCUUCCUGUAACGACCAUUAAUCCGAAAGCUGUACAGUGUCGACGCCUUGGUCACAGCUACUGGGAGAUGGGUGACAUAUGCUACAGGAAGAUGUCAAAGGUGACGGUCUGGAUCACAGCUUUAAACGAUUGCAGAGCGUUAAAUGGUACCAUGUUUAAUGUUGACAGUGACAUAAAACAUGAAUUCUACGUCAAGGUUGUGGCAAAGCAGACGAACCAGAGAAAGAGCCUUCUUGGGACGAGAAAAAGAAACUGCGAUAAUCUCGUGUUUUGCGAAAAUGUUUGGGCAUGGUGCGGGAAGCCUCUAACUCGCUUCAGGUGGCAUGAUGGCUUCCCCAAGGAUUGGUUUACCGGUAACUGUGUUCAGUACACCUGGAGGGAAAACAAUUAUCUCUGGGAGAAUGUGGCUUGCUAUACUGCACGGAGGUAUUACUGCCAUUUCCAAAUACAAUGAACUUGAUGUUAACCUGUCACCAUUACUGUAGAUUGGAUAAUUGGGUUUCAGUGCGAGUGGUGUGACUAAUACUAUGGCCACAUGCUCCGGCAGGUUUACAGUUUGGACCUCACUGUAUCAUUUACACA
This is a messenger RNA of Haliotis rubra (blacklip abalone), 917 nucleotides long. RefSeq lists its product as uncharacterized. The coding region runs from base 1 to 789 and encodes 262 amino acids. NCBI's taxonomy places the organism in Eukaryota, Metazoa, Mollusca, Gastropoda, Lepetellida, Haliotidae. The transcript has 4 exons. The record is from RefSeq and is a predicted model, not a curated record.